Erythranthe guttata (spotted monkey flower) is the source of this 516-nucleotide messenger RNA. Lineage: Eukaryota; Viridiplantae; Streptophyta; Magnoliopsida; Lamiales; Phrymaceae. The record is from RefSeq and is a predicted model, not a curated record.
UUCUUUUUUUUUUUCUUUUCACGCAGUCGCACAUUUUUUUGCUGAAUUGUGACGUUUGUUGCAGUUUUCCACUGUCUGAAAUGCUAGAGGGUCACAAAAGCUAUGGUGGGCUCGGAACAAUUUCAGUGAACAAGGUUUCUCCUGAGUUAGCUAGCCAGUUCGGGGAAGUCGUUGCAGAUCCUGUUACGAACGAGCUUUUGCAUUAUACCGAGAAACCCGAAAGUUUUGUUAGUGACCGUAUUAACUGUGGUGUUUACGUAUUCACGCCGGAAAUCUUUACAGCUAUUCAAGGUGUAUCCACGCAACGUAAAGAAAGAGCUACUCUAAGACGUGUAACGAGCUUCGAAGCACUUCAACCUGCAAACAGGAAUCUUCCGACAGAUUUUGUACGAUUGGAUCAAGAUAUUCUAUCACCACUUGCUGGUAAGAAGCAGUUUUACGUGCUCAAAAACGGCGUCGUUUCAGCGAAGGCCUCCACAUCUGGCCACAAUUGUUGACCUCCAUCGUUCCACCAUU